AUGUCUGCUCUGCAGCUAGUCUUCACAUGGCUGGCCCAUUGUCGCCAUUCCUUUACAUUUUCCGCCGACAACAUCAAAUUCCACUACAAUUGUUGCAAGAAUGACGCCUGCUCUGAAGAUGACGGCGGAAAGGGAGUGAUCAUGGAAAUUCCUCGCAGUGAGAUCUCAGUGUCGGCAAAUUUACCUAUGGACAUUGUGACUGGUGGCGGAACGCGCAUGCAGUGUGUGAACGAGGCGAGCCUUGUGGGCAAAAUUGGUAUGAAUUCGCAUGGGUUUGGGUUAUGCGACAACGCAUUGCGGGCGGGAACAAAGACUUCUGACAGACUACCGACGCAUGUCAUGCCGCGUUGGCUCCUUCAGUACACAAAAAGCUUCGAACAAGCGCUCCAGAUGAUUCAGGAAUAUGGCAGUGCUUGCACUUGCAAUUGUAUUCUGAGUGAUAUGAUCAACGAUGGUUUGUUUACCCGCGAGUCCUCCCUGUUGACCAUGCGGGAAUCCAAUUUCGUACGAGGAACACGGGGCCAGUUAUCUGCGGUAAUCAAGAUUGAAUAUGGCAUGGGCUAUAGAUAUGCCGUGGAAGGCUACUGGGCUAGAUAUCUAUCGGUGUGUCAAGCUAGCACUCUGCUCUACAACCCCUCCAUGACAUCAUUUGGGUGA
This is a messenger RNA of Histoplasma capsulatum G186AR, 657 nucleotides long. RefSeq lists its product as uncharacterized. Bases 1 to 657 code for a protein of 218 amino acids. The transcript is spliced from 4 exons. The record is from RefSeq and is a predicted model, not a curated record. Lineage: Eukaryota; Fungi; Ascomycota; Eurotiomycetes; Onygenales; Ajellomycetaceae.